AUGAAGGCCGUAUCGAUAAGGCAGCUAAGCGCCAUAAUAAUUUUGGAUAACUGUGGAAAGCGAAUUGCAGUAAAGUAUUACAACGAUCAGUUCCCACCGAAGGGAGAAAACAAAUUAGUCUACAAGAGCAGCUCAAGCAAAGAUGGGAUAAGCGCCCCGUUCGAAAACACGUAUAAUAAUUUACGCACAGUGGAGGACCAAAAAUUAUUUGAAAAUGAUAUAACGGAGAAAGCUAGGAAGUUGGGUGGGGAUUCCAGCGAAACGGAAGUGUUAGUCCUGAAUAAAUUUACCAUCCUCUAUCUGCUAAUAAAUGACGUAAGCAUCUACAUCGUAGGAGACGAAAGUGACAACGAAAUUAUUCUUCAUGAAGUUAUGCAGACGGUGCAGCAGUGCCUAGACAAUGUUACAAAUAAUCAGAUCGGGAAGAAGCAACUCCUCGACAAGCUGGAUUCUAUCUAUUUAAUUCUGGACGAAAUUGCCGAUAGCGGCAUUAUUAUGGAGACCAACCCAAACGUUAUUAUAAACCGGUUGUAUAUGCACGAGAGCGACUUGCAGGAACAUACGCCACUUAACCAGGCCAUCUCCUCGGCGAAAGAGAACAUAAUUCGCAGUUUGCUCAGCGGCACGUAG
This is a messenger RNA of Plasmodium coatneyi, 630 nucleotides long. RefSeq lists its product as uncharacterized. NCBI's taxonomy places the organism in Eukaryota, Apicomplexa, Aconoidasida, Haemosporida, Plasmodiidae. Gene Ontology annotation, cellular component: COPI vesicle coat. The coding region runs from base 1 to 630 and encodes 209 amino acids. The record is from RefSeq and is a predicted model, not a curated record. Gene Ontology annotation, biological process: intracellular protein transport; retrograde vesicle-mediated transport, Golgi to endoplasmic reticulum; intra-Golgi vesicle-mediated transport. The transcript has a single exon.